AAACAGAAUCGUCUUUGGGCAUCAGUGUCUUCCAUAACACAGAGAAGAAUCAACGACAAGAUGAUCGCCAAGGUAGCUUUGCUGUGUCUCAUCGCAGUGGCUGUUUCUGCCAAAGUUGAGAUGGAGUACCAUCCACAAGCCGUACUUCACUACUUGGAGCUGAAGGAUCAGCACCUGGCGAGGAAGGUUCGAGGCAUGCUCAAGCUCGAUGCAGACUUCCCUAAGCCCAGCCCAACAAGUUUGCCCCCAGGUAUCUCGAAGGGACUCUUGGUAAGUAUUUUAGUUAAAAGUUGCGCUGCACCUCAAUAAUCAAAGCCUUCAAAGGUCCCAAUGCAAGUCUCAAACGUUUCGGUCAACAGAAAUUUUUGCUUCUUUGAUUGAAGUCAAGGAUUUCUUUCAUAGACACAUAGAAGGCUGCAUGAGUGCCACUUAAGAAUAGUAAGCCAAGGUUAAGACCAAUCAGGACCUGCUCACGCAGUAGAGCUCGGUAAGGUUUAUCGAUUUUCGACAUCUCGCCCUUAUUUUCUUACGUUUUUCUUUGCAAAAAUUUUGACGUGUUCAGAUGGAGGGUUAUUCCGUUUACUAAGAUCUUGGUUGUUGCUUUUCCUUUGUAAAAAGAAAAAAGACCUUAACCAGACGGGACUUUUAAUACUGUUAUUUGAAUAUUCUUUUAAAUAGAAACACUGUAUCGUUGAAGCCAUCAAAUGCCACCACGCAGCUGAUGAGGAUGCUUGUGGACAUUUAAAGUGCAUAAAAUCUACGGCUUGUUGUUUGUAUGUGGCCGGCGUUCGAAUAAAGCAUCUACCUCCAACUGUGGUAAGUUCCGCUCAUCAACUAUUUCACUUAACAUCUACUGAAAUUGAACUGAAAUAUAGCAGCAUCUCUGGUCCCUGAGGCCCGAAGCUGCCGGGAGGAUGAGGCACCUUAUGUUGGGCUACUGUUUCUGUGAAGGGCAUGGCGAGGUUUUCAUGCCACUUUUUUCAUGGAUGGAAUAUAGGAAUAAGAGAGUUUUCGUCUGGAAUAGGGUUUCGUAUCAAUAAUAUGAAGAAUCAGUACAAGCUAAGAGGUCUAGGGUCCCCGCGGCACAGCCGCACCCACAAAUUGAUAGAGUAUAUCCCUCGGGUUCGUGGUUUAGGUUUGACAUCUGAAAGUCUGGGUAUAUAAGUCCUUGGGGUACACUAGUACGAUUCUAAGGGUUUACCAGUCUAUUUCAAAUUUCUCUCCAAAGGAUGAUGAAAUUACGAAAUAGUGGUCCAGGCUAAAAACGGGGAAUUUAUAGAUUUCGUAAAACAAUGAAUGGUUUUGAAGGGAGUUUUUCAUAUUAACUGUGUUUUGGGGUUUCUUUUUAAAUUUACUCAAGAAAAAAUGUCUACCAAUCAUUCCGUGCUGCCUGGAGGGAAGCGACAGCUGCGAGGAGAAACUGGGAUGUUUCGUGAAGUUUGGAAAGUGCGCAAAGGUGCUUGGGGAUGAGAAAGACAGGAAGUAA
This is a messenger RNA of Porites lobata, 1486 nucleotides long. The record is from the annotation of a GenBank genome assembly. Lineage: Eukaryota; Metazoa; Cnidaria; Anthozoa; Scleractinia; Poritidae.